GGUGUUUCUAGUUGAGCUGGAAUUUAAAACUUGCAGUUCAUGUUCUUUGAAGGGAUUUAUUAUAGUACCAACUAAUUUGCACCUAGACGAUAUUGUAAGUUUCUGAAAUGUUUUUGUUACAUUUAAUAUUUGUCCAGCCAUGAUAAUCCCACACCAGACAUUUAUUUAAAAAUGAAAGAAUGAGUAAAUAAUUUAAAUUGAUUUUGAUUUAGGCACAGAUUUAGGUUAGAUUAUAUAUUCUUCCACAUCUUUUUUGUUUCAUUCUAUUAUUAGGUCCUUUCCUAAUUUAAAUAUCUAUUAACCUGUUUGAUGGCUUCGUUUACUUUAGUCCAAAAUUAUUAAAAAAGUAGAAUAUUCACACCAAAGUAGCCGAGACCAUAUUCUGAUCAAGACCACGUUUUGACGUUUAUUUACUUUUAAUUUCAAAAAUUAAAAUUCCCCAGAUAUUUUGGACUGGUAAGCAAGUGUUAAAUAACAGAAUGUCGUCUAAUUUAUUGAGGCUUAAAAACCUCUCAAAAUGUUCAAUUAGUUCAAACUGGGCGGCCCGAGCUUUCUCCACUUCUGCACCAAGACAAGUAGAACCUACAAUUAAAAACGAUAUUGCUCUUUUAAACCCUGAUGAAAUAGAACACAAGAAAAAAAUGCAAGAACUCAUCACUGUUGAAGGAACAACCAACCUAGCUCCCAUAAGUGGUGUUCCUGAAGAACAUAUUAGGGAACGUAGAGUAAGAAUAUAUGAACCACCUAAAAAUUGUAUGCAAAGCGGUACCAGUAAUAUUGGUCACUGGCAGAUUGAUUUUGAUGCAAGAGAAAGAUGGGAAAAUCCACUAAUGGGAUGGUGUUCAAGUGGUGAUCCCCUUUCUAACAUGCAAGUAGACUUUUCAUCUAAAGAUGAGGCUAUUGAAUACUGUGAGAGAAAUGGUUGGCAGUGGUUUGUUCAGAAGAGUAGUUUGGAGAAAAAAAUCAAACCGAAAAGUUAUGGUAUCAACUUUUCUUGGAACAAACGUACUAGGACAUCUACUAAAUAAAUUUUUUAUUCUGUUUGUAAAUAUAAAUUCUUGUUAUUAAAUAAUAAAUAA
Molecule: messenger RNA, 1079 nt
Organism: Psylliodes chrysocephalus
Lineage: Eukaryota; Metazoa; Arthropoda; Insecta; Coleoptera; Chrysomelidae
Source: the annotation of a GenBank genome assembly